Messenger RNA from Daldinia caldariorum, 5143 nucleotides. Its product is annotated as ankyrin. Lineage: Eukaryota; Fungi; Ascomycota; Sordariomycetes; Xylariales; Hypoxylaceae. The record is from RefSeq and is a predicted model, not a curated record. The transcript is spliced from 2 exons. Gene Ontology annotation, molecular function: protein binding. Bases 497 to 4603 code for a protein of 1368 amino acids.
CCGCGUCCAAUUCCAUAACCCCAAGUUUCAAGGUGCAUGAUGGCGAAUGCAGUGCUACCUCGGGGCCAAAAAAUUCACGAUGGACAAUUCUCGAUUCAAUCGUUAUUUCGAUGGCAGUGUGGCUAUGUUUAUUUUCGUACACCGGACGUACUGCAGUCCUUGGCGUAGGUAUGAGGCUCGAUUCUACUGGUCGAUUACAUCUACGGAUUUCAGCCCUUUCUCACGCAUCAGGAUCUAGCUCGAGAUGUUUCGGCAGGGUUGCAUACCCCACCGACCGUCUUAUAAGGCUGGGCCCCCUCAGUAUAACAAGAUCAGCCCACGACCCUCGACACUCUCUUCGCCUUCUCCAAAAUGAAACCGGGUACAAUCUAAUAUUCCAAUGUUCUAGCCAAGUCUCCUUUCAAAAGACAAGGUUGUUGUAUGGCGCCUAUUCAUUGUAAGAGUUAAGUCUCUUGUAACGGAACCUGCGGCCACAGGCCCCUCUAAAAAGUCAACCAUGGAAGUGGUGGGCUCAGUCGCGUCUAUCGCGCAGUUGAUCGAGAUUACCGCCAAAGUCUUCCACUAUUGCGUCACGAUAAUUGGCGCUUCGAAGAUGAUUGACGAGUUGGGUCGUACUUCGAGCGUAAUGGUACAGUUACUGUAUGAGGUCAAACGACAGGUCGAUGCGGACGCUUCCGCCGGCCGUGGCCGCCCUCUGGGACCUGAUGACUUUGUUCGAGAGUUACAAGCUUGCAUGAUUGACCUAUCGCGACAGUUCGAGAAAACAAGCUCUAAGGGGCUCGCGCAAAAAAUACGUUUUGCCCACAUGGAAAAGGAUAUUCAAAGAGCUAUCGAGAAGGCAUCGCGUAUGAAUGGCUUUCUUAACUCGUGGCUUACGCUAGACAUCAAGGAGACAACCAAGUCAAUUGACCGUGGCGUUAAAGCCCUCAACAGCCACGCGGAAGAGGAGAUGAUCAACGGGAAAAUCGACGACAUCGUGAAGCAUUACGCUCCUAUCAGUUUCUCCGAGAAGCAUGGGAAUGUUGUUCAACAGAGGCAGGAUGGCACCGGUCAAUGGUUUCUAGAGUCAGAAGAAUUCCAGGAUUGGAUGCAAUCUGUUGGGGGAACGAUGUGGUGUUCAGGGGCGCCAGGAGCUGGAAAGACAGUCAUGGCUUCAAUAGCUAUCGAGUAUAUUCGCGAAAAAGUGCGCGAGGCUGGAGACGGCCGUCUUGCGUUUCUCUACUGCGACUAUCGCCAACGUCAAGAUCAAAAAUCAUGGAUGAUGCUGGGUAACCUUUGGGCGCAGUUCUUCCGACAGCGUGAUCCUUCCGCCACAGAGGUCGAGCAACUCUUUGGAGAAAUAGCAGCCCGUUUCGACUUUAAACCAACUAGGACCCAGACUCUCAAUAUGAUCAGAGAUGAGUUGACAAAUGGCUCACCAGGGAAGACUUAUAUAGUUGUUGACGCCCUCGACGAGUGCGCGGAUGAAAACGAAAGAAACGGCUUCAUUGAUAGCUUACGCAGUUUGCAACCCUUGAUAAAUGUAUUGGUUACCUCCCGGACGACUCAUUUCGAUAGUGUGGGUUUUACCAAUGUGCAAGCAUUCCGGUUUAUACCUACGAAUGAAGACAUGAGCACUUAUAUAAACGCACGGAUACGAGGAUCGAAGAAGAUGUCUGGCUACGUGCAACGAAAGCCGGAGCUCGAAGAAGACAUUCGAAAGUCGGUCAUUGAAAGAGCGAAUGGAAUGUUCCUCCUAUGUAGGAUGCAUCUUGACUCCUUAAGCAGAGCAAUCACCCUCAAAGACUUAAAAAGGGAGAUGGGCCGGAUCCCGAAAGGUGAAAAUGUAAUCAAGGAUACCUACGACCAAGCAAUGGAGCGGAUUCGAGACCAGGGUGUGAACAUAGAGAAAUUUGCUCUACAAGUCAUUCGAUGGGUUUGUUUCGCAAGACGGCCGCUGAGACUAGCAGAGCUUCUGUGCGCUCUCUCUAUCAGUCCGGAUGACACAGAACUCGACGAAGACGCCAUUGGUGAAGAAAGUGAUGUUACUAACUAUUGUGCUGGUCUAGUAGUUGUAGAGGGAGAGAGUAAAACCGUGAGAUUUGUUCAUUACACCACACAAGAGUAUUUCAAUUCGCUAAAGGACACACCAACCUUUGCUCAUAGCCAUGGGGAAAUAGCUCUAACUUGCAUUUCCUUCCUCGGAUUUGACGACUUAACUCUGUCGACAAACGGGCCCUUGUCCCAAAUAUGGUUUCCACAGGAAGAUGCGCCAUUCUUUGCAUACGCAGCUUUACAUUUCGGACAUCACUACGCACAGGAGUCUAACAUUCCAAAUGUGGAAGAGCCGACCUGCCUAGAAGAUAUCAUGGAGUUAUUACUAAACUUUCUUCAACGCCCAGAGCAUGUCAAACGCACGGCCACUUCGAUACUCAAGAACAUAGGGGGUAGUGUUUCUGCGAUUUUCGCCGACCCCUGUCUUAGAGACGACAUGCCUGCUACAGGUACCACAAUAGACCUAGCUGCGUUCUUCAACGUGAUUAAGGGAGCAUUUGACAAUCGCCCAUUCGGAGUAAAAAUCGAAUGGUUACUAAAGAUCACCUCCACGACAGCAGACCUUGGCAAAAAGCGGUUUGGAAAUUCGCUUCAUUGGGCAUGUCUUAACAACUCGGUCGAAUCGAUGAAGAUUCUCCUAGAAACUCCAGAACUUGAGCUAGACAUAAACUUAACAGUUGGACAUUGCUUUGGCUGGCUACCGGCAAUCGUUUCGGUCGCCUAUACUUCUCUCGGUACGCUCCAGGCGCUCUUAGACCAUGGCAUCGAUAUAUACAAGAAAUCCGCACAAGAAUUAUGUACGACUCUCCUUGAAGAAGCUAUAUGGUGGGCCCAUGCCGUGAAGGGACCCGACAAGACGAUACUGAUAGAGGCGAUAAUGCAGAGAGAUGCGAACGGUAAACUACUACUCUUACGAGAUGCUUACUCCAGCACAGCGCUCAUGGAGGCAGUGCGUACAGCAGACUUUAAUAUCUUCGAGUGUGUCAUGAAACAUCACAACAGGAUCGAAUCAAUCGAUAGAAGAAAUGAGGCAAUCCUUACUUGUGAUUUCCAUCGGAGAACGGUGCUACACUGGGCCGUCGCAGAUUCUUCUCUCGCCUUUAAAAUUUCCGGUGGAGAAAAGACUUCGGGUAUCCUUCGCAUACUCAUGACGCUGCUAGACAGUCCAUAUGCAAACAUUCUCCUGAAAUGGCAAGAUCAAAAAGGAGAUACGCCAUUCGAGGCGGCCAUUCGCCGAAAUAACAUCCAAGCCGUAGACACUAUCCUCAAAAAACAUGACGAGCAUAAUUUUCCUGACUUUUACCCAUCCCAACUAGUGUCAGGAUUGAACCUCGCUGCCCGGGUUGCAAGCUCUCCUGUAAUCGAUUUGCUGUUAAGUAGAAUGAGCGACGACCUUCUCCAAAACCCAGGUACUGAUAGCGCAUUACACUAUGCUGCUGGUGGAAGCAGACCCGAAAACACAGAAUUUUUACUACAAAAACUGAAACAUCUUUACCUUUACGGUUCCCUAGGGGCGAAUGAAAAUAGGCCUAUUCACUACGCGGCGGCAAGCGGCAAUAUUGACGCCGUAAUGGUGCUGUCUAAACAGAAAGGAUUCAACAUUGAUUGCCAGAAUGACCAAGGCCACACCGCGCUACAUCUAGCCGCAAACCAAAACUUAAUUGACAUAUGUUCGAAUCUCGUAAAGGCCGGCGCGAAUAUCAAUGUUAUAGACUCAAAUGGCCUCGCUCCGCUUGGAAUCGCUAUCAAGAAACGCUUCCCAGAAAUUGUGCGAAUCAUGGCCCGGCGUCCAAUAACGGAUCCUAUCAGCAUCGACGACGACGAUAUCGCCUGGAUACGGCAGCAACCAUGGGGGAACGCCCUAAUUCACGACCCUGCUGGUCCUUCCGACUCAGCUGCAGACCCCGCGAUAUGGCCAAGAGAGGAAAGCGACAUCAUAACGGCGGCGCUGUGCCUGCAGAGGAAAUUUAGGGUAUCUAAACAUAUCCACGUAGCAUCUUACAUCAUAUCUCGCAUCCUUGACCUAGCGCAAUACUGGGUCAAAUCCACUAGCAUCCGCGUUAGCAUCGAGAAGGGCGGUGAGGUGCGGAGAUGGGCCGACCCUCUAACACCAUACAUCACGAGCAAAGCCAUCAACAGCCUCUCCUCCAGGCCGGUGAGGCGCAUCGUGUUCGAGAUCACGAGCCACGACCAAGGCUACUGCUCCGACCCCAGCAGAGGCGAGAGCUGGACUUGGUUCACGGCCGACGUCCACCGGCGCGGGAACACCUUCUCGCAGAAUCUAGCUAGCCCGCAGGACCAAGGCGGUACUACGAACAGAGAGAUCUACCUCGUGCAUAAUCGGGGCGCCAAUAUACAGUGGCAUAUGCAUACGCUAUCGUGGAAUCUUAAUGAUCACACAGAGACGGAUGCCGAACGCGAGUCUUGGAUCAAAGCUCUGGGGCCGGGGGAUAGAAUCCUGGUCUUGCCGCACGCUCGGUAUCCGGGCUGGGAGAAUUGGGUUCGCCGAGUGAGAAUCGAUGUGUAUACAACGUGUUUAAGGAGCAGUGCGAAAAGCUGGGUGCAAUAAGAAAAUACGAAGGGUUGGCUUUAUCGGUUUAACAAUAUCUUGUAUUAUACAAUACCACGAUCGCAGUUCGGAGGCUUCAGGGGCUUGAUGUGUAUACCCACCUAGGUAGGUACCUACUAUAAGUCUGGUAUUUUCGACGAUGCUUGAGCAUGUUGGAUGUAGGAUAAAGCACAUGCAUUAGUCCUACGUGGCUUACAGGGUCCAUGUAUAUGAUUAUCCAAUAGGAAGCGAGGAAGAAGCGCAUCGUUAUAACACAGGACCUGAUGUUAUCCAAGAACUAGCAUUAUCCAAGGACUAACUUGAUGAUAGCUACUAGUAGGUAUUUACCAUCGAACCAAACAACGUUUUCCCCUUAACGCUCGACUUUCUCAACGAAGCCUAGCUGUUUGAACCCAUCAUUCUUGAUAGCCUAUGUCGAUUCGAUGGCUAGCUACUUUGGACAUGCAUAGGUUAGAUACGGUAGCCACGCACAUCUUCAAUGAGUAAGCACCGAGGCUGCAUAAACCCUGACUCUUAAAAGGGUAUAAAGGCCUUUUUCUU